CUCCUUGUCAUCCAUGUACCGUCAUCUCCUCGGUCGACGAAAACGGCUGUGUCUGUGCUUCCUGGUGCUCUCGGGGUGGUUCUCCACCGUCGCGGUUGCGAUAUGGCCAUUCCCACCGAAGAGAUUCUCCGCCAACUCUCUCGUCGACGCGGGGUCCAUGGGCAUCAACGUCGAAGGCCGAAUCAUUGCAUUCGGAGACUUCAAUGGCGAUCAAUAUCUUGACGCGCUCACGCUAGGUGCCGACCAGCAGACUUUAACGGUUUAUCUAUGGGACCACGGUGCGUAUCCUUGGGCAGCUGCGGGGGCGAUCAGUGACCAGCAUGAACUAGAGGAGUACCUCUUCAAAAAGUCUUCGAGCCUACAGCAUCCACGCAAGAUCUACAAUGUCGUUCCCGGGGACUUCACGCACUCAGGAAAGCUGGACCUUCUUGUCAUGGCGCAAAGCUCAACGAGCAACCGAUUGGACCUCUCAGUAUACCCUGCGUUACCGGGAGCCGUUUUUGACACGAGUAACCCGCUAUCUGUCCCGGCAUCGAGCUCACCACAACCCAUACCCAUCGAUGUCGACGGAGACAUGAAGAUUGACAUGCUUGGGAUGACACAGGACUCGGAAGGCUCUAGCUCCCUGCUUCAAGUAUGGCGGAAUGUCUGGAACGAAACAGACCCGCAUUCUCAUCUGUUCAAUGUUGGGGAGCCUCUCUUCCAUGGCGAGCAGUGCAAGAUAGCCAACCCGCACAGCAAUGCAGUUAUAGACUUUGAUGGAGAUUGUCUUGCAGACCUCUUCAUAUUGUGUGAGGAUGGGCACGGCGGGAAAAUCUAUCAGAUCUGGAUCAAUAGCAAGGCGGUGGUUUCUUGCUUGCCUCACAAGGCGCAAUGCCUGCUGGUGUGCAAACUGUGUCGUUCGCGGAUGUUGGCGAGUAUACUAGACCGUGACGGUACAAUCGAUAUGGUCUUCACGACCUGCUCCUCGGUAUCGACUUCGACUGGAAUCGGCAAUGAUUGUGCCAUCAAUAUCGCCUACAAUUCACAACUCCCUCUUUGCACUGCUACGGCUGACUCGGGCCUCAACAAGGGCGUGCGGACGUGUCGUCCGCCAGAAGAUCUAUGCGUGUCAGAUCCGUCUUUUAAAUUUGACCUGUCGAAUAGCGCUAUCUUUGUUCGCAUUCCGAUCACGUCUAUCGUUCCUGACUCGUCUUUACUCGUUUAUGACACUACACAAAUCCCGGCCCUGCCACUGGCACUGAAGCUGGGAGAUGCCAACCUGGAUGGGUUCCCUGAUAUGUUACUCAUCGUUGUCUCCAACCAGAAUCAUAUUCCAAGGCUGCUGUUGUCCACUGCCUGUGCUCAUGGAAUCGCUGGAUGCGACCAGGGCCCGAAGAAACGUGGAUGGGCUGUUGCGAGCAAAGGCACCGAAGCCUUGGACAAGGUCCAAGAUGCGCGGGGUGUCGCGUUUCUGGAUAUGGACGAAGACGGAUCUUUGGACAUCCUUGUUCAGCGCACAGGGUCGUUUGGCCAAGGCAACAUUCUGUUUGUUCAGAAUAACUACUACUAUGAUGCGUUUUUCUUGAAAGCGAUCGUCCUAAAUGGGGCCUGCGGCAACGGCUGGUGCUACGGACCCAAUGGCACGGAAAAAUAUCAUCCUUUCGGAGUCAGUUACUCCGGAGCAACCUACAAAUACACUGUUUUGGACACAACCGGCAGUCGGUCAGCCGCGCAAGUGGGUCAACUUCCGCAAACAUCAUAUCAGUCGCUGCAGACUCCGUACUCGUUCAUCGGACUGGGUCGAACCAACAAUUACAUCGAGAACCUCUUCGUCGGAUCAACCAUGCACACGGAGCAACAUUACAUCAACAUUGAAGGUGUCAUACCCAACUCCAAGGUCGUCAUCCUUCCACCAUCAAAGGAAGGCGACCCUUGGAAACGCGAGCUAUUUUUGCGACCGGGAGAUUGGAUCCCAUGGGUGACUCUUACUGUGGUAAUCGGCAUGAUACUGCUCGCGGUCAUUGUGCUGGUGCUGCAUCUGAACGAGAAGAGGGAAGACGAGUUGGAGAAGCGAAGAGCAUCACAUCACAUCAACUUUGAUGCAUUGUAAUGGACUCAUCCUAGUUCUCAUCUGUAUAUUACCAUGGAACUCUUUAUUAUAUCGACUGGUAUAGAGCAUGUAUGUGCAUGAAAUUCGCUUUGAUUCUGGGCCGUCGACCAAUCAAUUUCCCUCUACUGCGUAAAGGUCGCGACUCUGGUACUCGCGGCUCUAAAAGAAAGCAUGGCAUUGGCAAUCGGUCCAGUAUCCUUGACUACUUCUUCGGGGGUCUCUUCUUCACCUCGUCUUCCUUGCAGGCAUGCAACAUAAUCUUAUUGGGAUGUCCUGUUGUCAUUCCACCGUGCCCCUUAUGCCAGUCAUACGAGAUGCUGUAUGCGAAGAUCGACCCGUCUCGACUGAACGCAGUGCUGGAAAUCGGGCCAGGCUGCGUAUCAAAUGCUUGGAGGAAGAAACCGAUAGAUCCGUCUCCCCCUGUCGAAGUCGGUCAAUGCCACGACGAAAACACACGCAUACGCAUACAUACCACAGGUACUGAAUGUCCCUUGCACAGGGUGGAAUGAUAUAUCGUUCACCGCGAACACGUUGAUGUUGUUCUUGUUGUUGGGUGUCACUUCGACGCGGUGGCAACGGAAUGAGAAAUUGUUUCUGACAGAGAGGUGAGU
Messenger RNA from Mycena citricolor, 2703 nucleotides. The record is from the annotation of a GenBank genome assembly. Lineage: Eukaryota; Fungi; Basidiomycota; Agaricomycetes; Agaricales; Mycenaceae.